This is a messenger RNA of Acyrthosiphon pisum (pea aphid), 1299 nucleotides long. RefSeq names its product biogenesis of lysosomal organelles complex 1 subunit pallidin (gene Pldn). Lineage: Eukaryota; Metazoa; Arthropoda; Insecta; Hemiptera; Aphididae. Gene Ontology annotation, cellular component: BLOC-1 complex; transport vesicle. Gene Ontology annotation, biological process: intracellular transport. The record is from RefSeq and is marked provisional.
AGUUUUUCUAGUGUUAUAAAGUAUUUAUUUUCAAUAAAAUGGAAGAUUUAAACAUGGUACCUAAUGAUAAAUGUCGGAAUUUAAAUGAAUCGAAUUUAGUAACAAAGCCCGGAUUAAUAGUAAUCAACUCCUAUUUAAAUCAAAUAAAUCCAGAUUUGAAAGAUGUUCAAUCUGAGAUUAAAGAAGUUGUUGGCAAACAAAAAUCGCUUAUAGAUGCUAUGCUCAAAGAAAAUGAAGAACUGUCUAAUUUAUUAAAUGAAUCAGAAGUUCAAAAUAUGUUCUCAUCCAUUAAACAUUGCCAUGGACAGCUGGUUGAAUUAAAAAAAAAACUCAUGUUUUUACACAAAAAAACUAUGACAUUAGAAAAAAGAGCUAAUGUUUUGCGUGUGGCCAAACAAAGAGAAGCAUUACAAAGAGAACAUCAGAAAGAAUCAAUGUUGGUACGAGAACAAGAACUUAUAUCAAAACAGUCAUAGAAUUAUGCACUUAUAAAAGAUUGGAGAUAAUUCACAUUCAUUAUUUCUUUAAUGUUUAUUAAUUAAAAUUGACUUAAACUCUGUAUAUUAUUUUUAAGUUGCAUAAAACUAAAAAUAUCUAGUUAGUUAAAUGUUUAUAAUUUAUUAAACAUUUUAAGCGAUAAUAUUAUAUUUUAAUAUAAACUAAAUAUAAUGUUUAUGUUUAAAAAAGCAUAAUAUAUUAUAAUUUAUAUUGUAAUCUAAACAAUUAUUAUUGAAUGUACAAUAUACAGAAUAUAACUAAAAGAACUAUCAAAUGUAAUUAAUCAACUAUCUUAUAACUAUUGUUCUUUAUUAUUUGUUAUUAUUCAUCUUAUGGCAAGCUUUAAUUCCAUUUUCUAAUUCAAUAUUAAAAAAAAAUGCAUAGCAUCACUAUUAUACUAUUAUUAACCAUAAAAAUAAUAUUCUCUUUAAUGUGAUCAGUUAUCUCUGUAAACUCUAUAUAUUUUAUUAUUUACACAUUUAAAUAAACUAUCUAAAUUGUAUGUUUUUGACAUUAGACUUCGUUAUUUCUUACAUUACUGUAUAAUAUUUUAUGUUUAAAAAAUUGUCUUGCAUAUAUUUUUAUAAACUAUGACUAAGUUGUUCUUACCUAAUAUUAUAUUAAUAAUAAUUUAAUAUUUUUUUAAUUUAAUGUUAUUAUAUUGGAAUAUGAAUAUAAUUUAUUAUUUUUAUUUAAUUGUACUUAAUAUCUAUUAUAUUAUAAUGUUCUUCAACCAAUUAAUCUGUUUCAAAAUUAAGUUAUAAGUUCACUUAAUUAAAUUAGUUACAUUUAUUGUGUUGA